AUGGAUUUAGAGGUUAAAGGAGUUGCUGCUUCUCCUACAAGCCAAACUCAGCCAUUCUCCAGAAGAAAGAAGCCACUACAACAAGGAUGGACUUCUGGAUCAUGGGCAAUCCAGAAUUCUUGCCCACCUGUGGUCCCACCACUUGACUUGGGAAGCCUUGUUGAUUCUGAUGAUGAGGAGCAGGGCAUAAUACCUGAAAAUUUGCCAGCACCAACAAGCAAAUAUAAACUAAAAUAUCAGCAGUAUAAAACUGAAAUGAAAGAGGGGUAUAAACAGUAUAGUCAGAGAAAUGCAGAAAAGACAAAAUCAAAUAUCAUACAUCAACAGUCUCUGAGAAACAAGAUAGAUGAAAAGUGUGUGCAAGGUGAAGAAGCCAGAAUGAAUGACCUUACAACUCUGGAUAGGAAAGCCCUCUUACAGCAAGGUUAUGCAGACAACCCUUACACUACACAACAGAGUGCAAGAAAAUCAGAUGCAGAAAUUGUGGCUGCAGAGAAGAAGAAACAGACUGUUGCAGAGCAAGUGAUGACAGACCAGUUAUCUAGGGCUGUAAUCAGUGAUCCAGAACAAAAUUCAACCACUGAGAAACAAGAAAGUGCUCAUAUCCUCCCAGAUUCAAAGUUAGCACCACUUCGAUUUAGGAAAAGAACACUACAUGAAACAAAGAUAAGAACCCAUUCUACAUUAACUGAAAAUGUGCUUUCUCAUAAAGUGCAGUUUGAUGGUAGGAUCAUAUCAAGAACAAAUGUGCUUCCUUUUAUUCAAAAAAGCACGUACAGUCAUCAGUGUGGACGAAGAAAAGGAAAACAAUACCAACUUGGUGAUUUUUAUAUUGGUGCAACUUUGACAUUUUUGAGUUCUCAUCAUCCCAGCCUUCCAGAAAGCAUAAAACAAAACUCAUUACUUAUACUUCGAAUCACAAAUAUUGAUCAAAUAGCUUUGGAUUCUCUCAAAACUGCUUCCGUGGAACAUGAGGAUGAUAUAAGCAGUCAAGAAGCCAGUGACAGGCUGGUCUUCAAGGCCAUUCAAGAUGUGCUGAAAGAACAACUACAUGAAAGAGGUGUUCGUAUUUUGACUGGAUUGGGAAAAUACUUUCAACAAUUGGACAAAGAAGGAAAUGGACUUUUAUAUAAGACAGAUUUUAAGCAAGCUCUAGAAAUAUUUCACUUAGAAGUGCCUGAAAAGGAUUUUGAGUCUGCGUGGCUAAUUCUGAUUGGCAAUGGUAAUGGCAAUGGUAAGGUUGAUUAUGGGGAAUUCAAACGUGCCAUUAUUGGUGAAAUGAACGAAUACAGGAAAUCAUUUGUUCGAAAGGCCUUUAUGAAACUGGAUUUCAACAAAACUGGCAUUGUGCCAAUUACAGACAUAAGAAAAUGCUAUUGUGCAAAGAAACAUCCUCAAGUAAUUUCAGGCCAGUCCACAGAGGAAGAAAUCAAAUCUUCUUUUCUAGAAACAUUAAAAGAUGCCUGCAGCAAGUCUGACGAAGUUUCAUAUGGUGAAUUUGAAGAUUAUUAUGAAGGUCUAAGUAUAGGGAUAGUAGAUGACAAAGAUUUUAUUAACAUCUUAUGCAUUCCAUGGGGGAUUUAG
This is a messenger RNA of Galeopterus variegatus (Sunda flying lemur), 1584 nucleotides long. It is a transcript of the gene CAPS2, whose product is annotated as calcyphosine 2. The record is from RefSeq and is a predicted model, not a curated record. Lineage: Eukaryota; Metazoa; Chordata; Mammalia; Dermoptera; Cynocephalidae. The transcript has 15 exons. Bases 1 to 1584 code for a protein of 527 amino acids. Gene Ontology annotation, molecular function: calcium ion binding.